Molecule: messenger RNA, 1326 nt
Organism: Acanthochromis polyacanthus (spiny chromis)
Lineage: Eukaryota; Metazoa; Chordata; Actinopteri; Pomacentridae
Product: salivary glue protein Sgs-3-like
Exons: 1
Coding region: 187-1251 (354 amino acids)
Source: RefSeq, a predicted model, not a curated record
UCCUCAAUCCUCCUCUUCCUCUCCUCCUCCUCCUCCAUCCCUCUCAUUCCUCUCCUCCACUUUCCUGUCCUCUUUCCUCAUCUUCUGUUUUCUCUCCACCCUGAAGGUUCUAGUUCUUCUAAACAUCGUUCCAGAAACUAUUCUUAUCAGCUAUUCUUAUUAAACGCUGGAGAGUGAAAGGAUCAGAUGGAGGACGAGAGCAGCUCAAGAACCAGAAGAUCUACCAGAGAACUAACCAGAAGAUCUACCAGAGAAACAACCAGAAGAUCUACCAGAGAACCAACCAGAAGAUCUACCAGAGAACCAACCAGAAGAUCUAACAGAGAACCAACCAGAGCACCAACCAGAAGAUCUACCAGAGAAACAACCAGAAGAUCUACCAGAGAAUUAACCAGAAGAUCUACCAGAGAACCAACCAGAGCACCAACCAGAAGAUCUAACAGAGAACCAACCAGAAGAUCUACCAGAGAACUAACCAGAAGAUCUAACAGAGAAACAACCAGAAGAUCUAACAGAGAACCAACCAGAAGAUCUACCAGAGAACCAACCAGAAGAUCUAACAGAGAACCAACCAGAGCACCAACCAGAAGAUCUACCAGAGCACCGACCAGAAGAUCUACCAGAGAACCGACCAGAAGAUCUAACAGAGAACCAACCAGAAGAUCUAACAGAGAACCAACCAGAAGAUCUAACAGAGAACCAACCAGAGCACCAACGAGAAGAUCUACCAGAGAACCGACCAGAAGAUCUAACAGAGAACCAACCAGAAGAUCUAUCAGAGAAACAACCAGAAGAUCUAACAGAGAACCAACCAGAAGAUCUACCAGAGAACUAACCAAAAGAUCUAACAGAGAACCAACCAGAAGAUCUAACAGAGAACCAACCAGAAGAUCUACCAGAGAACCAACCAGAAGAUCUAACAGAGAACCAACCAGAAGAUCUACCAGAGAACUAACCAGAAGAUCUAACAGAGAAACAACCAGAAGAUCUAACAGAGAACCAACCAGAAGAUCUACCAGAGAACCGACCAGAAGAUCUAACAGAGAACCAACCAGAAGAUCUACCAGAGAACCGACCAGAAGAUCUAACAGAGAACCAACCAGAAGAUCUAACAGAGCACCGACCAGAAGAUCUACCAGAGAACCAACCAGAAGAUCUAACAGAGAACCAACCAGAAGAUCUAACAGAGAAACAACCAGAAGAUCUAACAGAGAAACAACCAGAAGAUCUAACAGAGAAACAACCAGAUGAGGAUGAUGGAUGAGGAGAUGUAGGAGCUUCAGGAGAAACCUACUUCCAACUUUCAAAGGAAAGCAAAACUUUCCA